Impatiens glandulifera is the source of this 1511-nucleotide messenger RNA. RefSeq names its product F-box/kelch-repeat protein At1g51550. Gene Ontology annotation, molecular function: protein binding. NCBI's taxonomy places the organism in Eukaryota, Viridiplantae, Streptophyta, Magnoliopsida, Ericales, Balsaminaceae. The transcript has 2 exons. Bases 97 to 1494 code for a protein of 465 amino acids. The record is from RefSeq and is a predicted model, not a curated record.
UCCUAGCAAAGAGAGAGAGAGAGGAGAGAGUCUUGCUCGUGUGAGCCAUAAGCAGAGAAUUACAGCAAUCAGACGAAACUGUAUUUGCUUCCUUCCAUGGCGGAGAGCAGUAGCACUAUCUGCACAAUCAGUCACGGAUCGACUCCAAUAAGCAAAUUAGCUGAAGAUCAUCUCAUAUCCAUCCUCCUUCUCCUUCCAAUAGGAUCGGUCAUCUCUUUUGGCAUGACUUGCAAACGAUUCAGGUCAUUAACCUAUUCCGACGCUCUAUGGGAAUCAAUCUGCAGGAAAGAGUGGGGACAUACAUCAGUCGAUGCCAUCACUUUCUCCGUUGACGCGCUACAUCAACGAUUUCCUUCCACAUGGAUGAGACUCUAUCGUCAGGUCUAUCAACUAGAUACUAUAUCUUGUCAUAGACUUACAGUAGAUCCUGAAUUCGUUGAUGAACUUCUUCCUGGUCCUAGAGCUUCUCAUUCUCUCAAUUUCGUCUCCGAUUGUCUCGUUUUGUUCGGCGGUGGUUGUGAAGGAGGCCGUCAUCUGGGCGACACAUGGGUGGCAUACAUUGGAAACAACUUUAAUAGGACCGUGCAAUGGAAGAAAAUAAAUUCUGAAAUUCCAAGUGGCCGUUUCGGUCAUUCAUGUGUUGCGGUCGGAGAUUGCCUCGUCCUUCAUGGAGGCAUCAACGACCGCGGGGUUCGCCAUAACGACACAUGGGUGGGUCGAAUAUCGUUCCACGAAAGCUUUGGCAUAACAUGGUCAUGGAGAUUGCUCGACGUGGGACCUAUCGCACCUCCACCCCGAGGUGCCCACGCGGCUUGUUGCAUAGAUAAUAAUCGUAGGAUGAUAAUUCACGGAGGGAUCGGAUUAUCCGGUCAUAGACUCGGAGACGGGUGGGUCCUAGAUCUCUCGGAGAACCUCCUUUUCGGCACGUGGAGUGAAAUUACUACUUACCCUUCCCCUUCACCCGAAGCGCGGUCGGGUCAUACUUUGACUUACGUUGGUGGAAACCGAACUGUUUUGUUUGGAGGAAGGGGAACAGCUUACGAUGUUUUGGACGAUGUUUGGCUGUUGGAUUCUUCGGAGAGUCGGUUGAGAUGGGUGCAAUUACAAUUCGAGUUGAGGAAUAUAAACGAGAGAGUUUCACUCCCGAGAGUUGGGCAUACUGCUACACUUAUAUUGGGGGGUAGAGUUUUGAUUUACGGAGGGGAAGAUUCGUUUAGGCAUCGGAAAGAUGAUUUUUGGGUGUUGGAUGUUUGUUCAACGGUAAUGGUUGUGAAACCGAGGAGGGGGUUGGUUUUUAGGAAUAUGUGGAAGAGGAUGAAGACGAGAAGUAGUAGUUAUGGCCCGAAUGGGAGAUCGUUUCAUCGAGCUUGUGCGGAUCAAACAGGGCGUUAUUUGUACGUGUUUGGUGGAAUGGUGGAUGGGAUUCUUCAACCGGGAGAAUCGUCUGGUUUGAGAUUCGACGCCGAGCUAUUUCAAGUGGAACUUAUGUUGUAAGUAAAUGUUGGUGGGUU